Messenger RNA from Bactrocera tryoni, 5065 nucleotides. It is a transcript of the gene LpR1, whose product is annotated as low-density lipoprotein receptor. The record is from RefSeq and is a predicted model, not a curated record. Gene Ontology annotation, molecular function: protein binding; calcium ion binding. The coding region runs from base 860 to 3532 and encodes 890 amino acids. The transcript is spliced from 15 exons. Lineage: Eukaryota; Metazoa; Arthropoda; Insecta; Diptera; Tephritidae.
AUUGAGACGGACGUGCGAAGCGCUUGAACUUUUUCGCGAUUUCACAAAAUCGUCGAUUAAGAAAAUUUGAUGAAAAACAAUUUUUUGUUUCGUUCAUUGCUAACAAAUUCUGUGUUUCAGUUGAAAUUUAUAAGAAAAAAUAUUUGGCUAACAGCACUUAAUCUAACUAAAAUCGAUGUUAAGGGACAUUUAAUGAAAAGAGAAGCAUUGUAAACAUAUCAUUUUAAAACUGAAUGGCAAACGUUACUUGAAAAAGUCAUAAUUUAUAAAGCGACCAGUUGCAAUGUUUAUAAAAAUUUAAAUUAAUAAAGUGCAUAUGACAUAUGUAUAUACACACAAACAAAAUUAAACUUAAUUAAAGUGAAAAAUUUGCAUACUUUUUGGCGCAAGAAGUCUUACAAUACAAAAGGUGUUUAAAAAGAGCGUGGAAAAAGUGGAAAGCGUGCAUGAAAAAAAAUAUAAAUAACAAAAAAAUAUAAAAAAAAUACAAAAACAAUAAAAUAACGCGUGCUAUAAAUAUACGAACUGCAGCCGAACAGCGCAGCCGUGUAAGCUAACGAGAGCAUUGCGAAACCUUUAAUUUGAAAACGUGUACAACUGAAUGCGCUGCAAAAGCAACGACACUCAAUUGCUUUUAUUUAACUUUAAUUCGUAACGGCUCUUUUAAUUACACUUAAGCCCGAUGUUAUAAACCACACGGGUAUCAAACCGGUAUUACAGCGUGCAACAAAAGAACUAAUCCACAAAAAAGGCAAAAUUUAACUUAUUAAAGUCGACGCCGUCAACACGCGCUUCAUUUUUUGUUGUUGUAGCUGCUUCUUUUUAUUUGCUGCCACACACACACACACACAGGCGCAUCAUGGGAUUAAUAAGCUGUUGCCUCUGGUGGCUGCUACUCAUUAAUGGACUGCUGCAGCAGACGACGCUUCACAGUGCGGCCUUUGUGGGCGCAUCGCUGAUUGGGCCGUCACGAGCUAAUGGCUCCACCUGCGGCACUGAACAAUUCAGAUGCAACAAUGGUUUCUGUAUACCCAAUAGAUGGCGCUGCGAUCAGGAGAGUGAUUGCGCCGAUGGCUCCGACGAAGCAACAACGCUAUGCAAAACAAAAACCUGUUCACCCGAUGAGUACUCAUGUAAAUCCGGCGAGGGUGAAUGCAUUCCAUUAGCAUGGAUGUGCGAUCAGAGCAAAGAUUGCUCCGAUGGUUCCGAUGAGGCUUCAUGCAAUGAGACCUGCCGCUCCGAUGAGUUCACCUGCGGCAAUGGACGUUGCAUACAGAAACGUUGGGUCUGCGACCAGGACGACGACUGCGGUGAUGGCAGCGAUGAGCGCGACUGCCCGCCAAAAACAUGCAAUCCAAAUACCGAGUUCACUUGCCGCGAUGGCGGUUGUGUCGUCAAACGUUGGGUGUGCGAUGGUGAGCCGGAUUGCGCGGAUGGCUCCGAUGAGCAGCAAUCGUGCGACAAGAAUGCCACAUCCGUUAUAACGCCGUGUCUGUCACACGAAUAUCAAUGUCGCGAUCGUAUUACCUGCCUACACCACAGCUGGCUGUGUGACGGCGAAAAAGACUGUCCCCAUGGCGAUGAUGAGCUGCAGGAGAAUUGCCGCAACACCACAUGCCGACCGGAUCAGUUCCAGUGCGGCGAUCGCACCUGCAUAGCGGGACAUUUGACAUGCAACGGCCAGGCCGAUUGUGCGGAUCGCAGUGAUGAGCAGAUGUGCGGCAUUUCGAAAAUCACCAAAUGCAAUGCCACGGCACACUUCGACUGCGGUGGCGGCCAAUGUAUACCACUGUCGAAGGUUUGCGAUCGCAAAAAGGACUGCCCGGAUGGUGAGGAUGAACCGGCGGGCAAAUGUUCGAUAAAUGAAUGUGCGUUAAAUAACGGCGGUUGCAUGCACAAAUGUAUUGACCAACCGAUUGGCUAUCGCUGUGAAUGCAACUCUGGCUACAAACUGACCGAAACAAACAAAACCUGCGUAGACAUUAACGAAUGCGAAGAUCCGGGCGCUUGCUCACAAAUCUGCAUCAAUGAAGUUGGCGGCUACAAAUGUGAAUGCGAGGCGGGCUAUAUGCGUGAUCCACGCAAUCAUACGCGUUGCAAGGCGACCGAGGGACAUGCAUCGUUGCUGUUGGCGCGCCGUCAUGACAUCAGGAAAAUCGCUUUGGACCACAUGGAAAUGACAUCGAUUGUGAAUAAUACGAAAUCGGCAACUGCAUUGGAUUUUGUCUUCCGCACUGGCAUGAUAUUCUGGAGCGAUGUGUCCACGCAAAGCAUUUACAAAGCACCCAUCGACGAGGGCAACGACAAGUCCGUUGUGCUCAAGGACCACUCGGUGACAUCAGAUGGCCUGGCCGUCGAUUGGAUUUACAAUCACAUCUAUUUCACAGACACACACAAAUGCACGCUCGAGUUGACCAACUUUGACGGCAACAUGGGUAAGGUACUCAUCGAAGACGGACUGGAUAUACCGCGCUCAAUUGCACUGGAUCCAAUCGAGGGUUGGAUGUAUUGGUCCGAUUGGGGCGCCUCACCACGCAUCGAACGCGCCGGCAUGGACGGUUCACAUCGCACCACCAUCAUCAACUACGAUGUGAAGUGGCCAAACGGUAUUACAUUGGAUCUGGUACGUAAGCGCAUCUAUUGGGUUGACGGCAAAUUGAAUAUUAUCGCGUCAGCGAAUUAUGAUGGUUCGCAGCGUCGUCAGAUCUUAUACUCAACGGAUUAUCUGCGACACCCCUUCUCGAUAACCACAUUUGAGGAUAGCAUCUAUUGGUCCGACUGGGAUAAGCAGACCGUCUUCAAGGCGAAUAAAUUCAAUGGCAAAGGAGUGGAGCCGGUAACCGCACUGCAUCAGCUGCAACAUCCGAUGGUCGUACACGUCUAUCAUCCCUACCGCCAACCGGACGGCAUCAAUCACUGUCAAGCGGUGAAUGGUCAUUGCUCGCAUUUAUGCCUGCCAGCGCCGCGCAUCAAUGAACGCAGCCCGCGCAUCUCCUGCGCCUGUCCCACCGGUCUCAAGCUGAUGGAGGAUCGGCUAAUGUGUGUCGAAGAUUUAAAUACAAAGUCAGCGUCGCAAGCGCGCCGCAAAAACUUGCCAAAGAUGUCUAAAUUCUCCACCGGUCGUAUUUCCGCCAACAACAACAACAACAGUAACGACACUGCUCGACAAGCAACAACCGCUCCAAAUAAGGAAGAGGUGGAUAAUCAUCAGGCUGGCAAUGCGACAAGUGCCGAUGGCAGCAUCAUCUCACCGACAAAUGAUUCCAGUUACUUAGCAUUAGCGAUAGUCGGUUCACUAGUCGGCUUCGGACUGGUGACAGGUGUGAUACUUUGGGUCGUUUAUCGUCAUUGCAGCAGGCGUCCCACUUCAAUGAACUUUGAAAAUCCGGUGUACCGUAAAACCACCGAAGAUCACUUUAGUUUGGAAAAGAAUAAUCUGCCGGCGCGCAUGUAUCCGAGCACAGUGGACGAAGAGUCCAAGGAGCCGUUGAACGCCGCAGCUGGCACGGAGUACCCAUCAUUACGCUCAUAAUUAUUAUUUUAUUUCUUUUUAUAAUUUUCGUUUUUGCCAUGCUUAACUCAACACCACAUAUCACUCAUACGAAAAACACCAAACAAGCAUCGCACACCACCACAGUCAGAAGCUACACAGAUGGGCGACACGCCCAACUCAUAUACGCUGCCAAAAAAAUGCUACUCAUUUUAACAUGCAACAACAGUUAAAAAGACAAAAUCCAAAAACAAAGUAAAAGACUAAAAAUAUUGCAGGAAAAAUAUGAAAAAGCGAACAAAUAAUAAAAGUCAGAUCACACACAUUAAACCGUAAAUAAUGCCGACGGAGAUUACUGAAUACAUGGUUCAUGCUAGCGAAUUUAUUUGAUGAUAAGAGGACUGGCUAAAAGGAAGGAGAGGAAGUACAGUUGCUAUAUGUAUGCUCAUUUCAGUGAGCUAAAGAAGACAAUUCAAGCAAUUUACUAGUAAAAAUCAAUAUAAUCAAAACAGAUUGAUGCAAUUGCUUGAAACGUAUAGCAAGGCCUGAAAGACUACAGUCAUGCAAAGCGAUUUUUGCACACAUUUGUUGCAGCAACAACCAUGAUCAAUAAAAAAGAAAACAAAACGGAACCACAACAAAUACAAAAGCAACGUAACAGCUAAUCAACUAGAAAACCAUAAUGCUCAGUUCCAUUGGGAAGCUAGUCCUGUAAUUGUAAACAUAAAACACGCCAAACACAAACAGAAAGACCGACUGCCUGGAAAGACAUUAUGCAAAUUCAACAAAGUUUGAAACACUUCAACUUACACUAGCUAAAUAAGUGCAACAACAACACAGACGGAGAUUUAGCAACAGACAACACACACAUACACGCACAGGAAAAUGAGCGAUUGCUGAAGUCAAGUAAAUACGCACACAUACACACAGCCACGCAAACGCACUCACUGUCAACCAGAAAGCCGAAAAAUGCACGAGUUAUUUAACUUGGCCGACUUCGACUGACAACCGGACUAUUGGAAAGCCAACACCCACUACAAACCACUUUACUGCACACACACACCCAUAAUUUGCGCUGCGCCAAUGCGCUCGCCGCACGCACACAUACAUACACACACAUGCACGCACAUGUAAAUACAUACAUACACAAGUGUAUGCUUUUAAAUUGUUUAGAAUUGUUGAGUCUUUAAUUGAAUUAAUUGAAAUUUCCAAAAAUUAAUACUUAUGUAACGUUUAGGCGCUUGAAAAGCAACAAAAAGUGUAUAAAUUUUAAAUUUAUUUAUUCUUAGUACAAUGCAAGCAAAUAGCAAUUUAAAUAGUUAAAAAUGAAAUCAAAAAUUGAAAACUGAAAACUGUAACUAAAAAAAUAUUUGUACAAAACUAUAUUUGUAUGAAAGCAGCAAUAUUUUAAAAUACAAUAAUUUGCUUAGGAAUGCGUAUAAAAAUGCGCACUCACACACAGACACACACACACUUGCUGACACAACACCACUAACACCGACACAGACACCACAAUAGCCAUAAUAACAGUUAUAAAUUACUGAAGACACAAUUGGAAAACCACAAAGGAAAAAA